UGACUUAAUAGAACAGGCGGGGAGGGAGGGCCCAGGCCUGAUCUUUCCGUCGGUGUGCAGCAGUUCCUCCCUUCCUUCCCGAUUUCUGUCAUCACUACUUUUCUCCUCCUCCUCCCUCCUCUUUGCAAACCCUAGGAGCCACGAUCCGGGGGUGCAUUGACCCAAAUUCUCGGGCUCGUCGAUCCUCGGUGAAGCUCUUCGGCUGCUUCGUCCUAAUUUCCAUCUCGGACUUGGUGAUUUUCCAAUGCCCCCUGGAUUUUCCACCCCGUCUGCUUCACGCUAACCCUAGCUCUGGUUCUGAGUUCUUCGCAUCGCUUCCAUUGCUGCAGCUACCAUGGCUGCUGCCACGCUCUGCGAGUCCGGCUUGGAGGAGGGCGAGUACGAGAGCGACAGUGAUGGAACGUCUGCCCUCGCAUUGCGACGCCGUGAGGCCAGCGACGACGAGGAGCGUGAAGUGCCUGCAUCUUCGUCGCACCACUCCUUCUCUGACGAAGACGCCGAGGAGGGCGAGGGCACGCCUCCCGACGACGGGGAGGAUGACGACGAGGAGAAGGAGGGUGCUGCUCUACUGCGACGCAGGCGCUUGGUGAGUGAGGAGGAGGACGACCACGAGGGUUUGCAUCAUCAGGAGGGCGGGAGCAGAAAAAGUGCAGACAAAGAGGAUGGUUCGCAGGGCUCUGCUGCCGCGGGCACCACCGACGGCAAAGAGGCUGGCGAAGAGGAUAAAAAGGAGGCGGAGCCCUUCGUUGUUCCUACGGCGGGGGCAUUUUACAUGCACGACGAUCGCUCUCGCGGAGUUGGUGGAGCUCGUCCCAGGCGGGGCGUAGGAGGCAGCCGGAAGCUCUGGGAAGCCAAGGAUGAGAAGCCAUGGGUACAUGAUUUAUUUGAGGAACUCAAUGUGCGCGAUGAUAGUUACAGCGAUGAAGGGCUGUCAAGAGGCGGACGCGGAAGAAGUCGAGGCAGGGGGCGCGUCAAUCGGGAUCGAAACAGGGGGUGGGUAGGCAAGCUUGCCAGCGAUUCGGAGGAGUUGAACGCGAGCCGUGCACGGCGUGGGCGAGGGAGGGGCCGGCCUGCAAGAAGUGAAGUUGUAGAACACAACAGACUGGAAGAAUCAGCCCCGUCAACAAGUAUGGGAACACACGACGGUGCAGGAAGCAGCAACGUCAGGGUACAGGAUGAGAGCACAAAAGACGAGUCUUCAGCUCCUCCUCGGAAGGUUGUUGCGGGUUCACUGAAUUCCGCUUCCCCACCUUUUUUCCCUUCAAGCGCCUUACAACCGAAAUCAGUUGAAGUGGCAGGGUCUGUCCAGGUUAGCGCCAAUCAAAUCACUGGAGGACGGGAUAGAGCGAGAAGACCAGGAUCUCAAGUAUCCGUGGCGAAAACAGGUAGCUCUGGAAGGGGGCCACAGGUUGGCGGAGAAUUGCAGAGCAGCGCACAUGAUCAGCAGCCGGUCAAACCAUCUACAGCUCAGACAACACCACCAGAUGCAAGCAGUAGCAGUCAGGGACAUGUCCUUUUACCUUCACUGGCCCAACAGUCGCAGGCCCAAGAAGCAGAAGCGCCUGGCCCAAUUACUCAAGUUUCAGCUGGUUCCAUUCCAGUUAAUGUAGGGCAGUCUGCGCAAUCUGGCAGACCUAAAAGUACCGGGGGUAGAGGGGGGACCACCCAUGUGGUAGGAGGAAGAGGUGGAUCGUUUGUGUAUCAUGGAGGUCCCGCUGCCGUAAUGAACAAUGGAGUGCAAAAGGUGGACCAAGGGUUCGCAUCUCCAAUCCCUGCCGUCGGACCUGUUGCAGUUCAAUAUGGAGGUCAUCCGUCUGCUGGCAUAGCUCUUCCAGCUGUGGGUAUGGCGAUGCCAAACUACACUAGUCAACCGCAGUUUGGAUUUCCCAACUCCGAAGUAACAUGGAUACCGGUACUGGCUGGAGGUGGGACAUUAGGUGCUGGCUAUGCAACACCGUACAUGACCAUGGAGGGAACACCUUCACCAAUAUAUUUCAACCAGCCAGCCUCCUUCCGUCCAGCUGGAAGAGGGAUAAGCGGUGCAAAGCCAAGUGGUUUGUGGAAACCACCUCCUAAUCAAGAACUAGGUCCUGACGAGUUUGGGCAUCGCCAGAAUAAAGCACGCAGAUAUUCAGAGAUGAGUUUCGGGCAUUGACGAUGUGGAAGAAGACGCUGCACACUGUUUAUGUACUUGGGAAUGUGAUCGUAGAAACGUUCUGUAAUGAUUCAUCACAUUUUACGGUUCCAUGGGCUUGUUCCGGAAUGCUUGCAACAGAUUGCAAGGUCCCAGAUUGAGCUGUGAACUGCAGGAGUUGUGUCCUCUGUAAUAUUGCAGCGAGGACAGCAGAUCUGACAGUAUCGUCGGGGCUACUCGGUGUUGUUUACAAUGGACCGCUAGAUGGGGCUUGUUCACAGAGAGAGAGCGAUUAUUCACUUUGUAUUCACGUCCUGGUGAUAAAGUUAUAAUUCGCUCCUUCCAAAGGGCCUCACUCAAACCGA
Molecule: messenger RNA, 2499 nt
Organism: Physcomitrium patens
Lineage: Eukaryota; Viridiplantae; Streptophyta; Bryopsida; Funariales; Funariaceae
Product: protein MLN51 homolog
Biological process (GO): mRNA processing
Cellular component (GO): exon-exon junction complex
Molecular function (GO): mRNA binding
Source: RefSeq, a predicted model, not a curated record